AUGUCAUCAGAGGGGAAAGUCAUCAUAAAAGUCAUCACCAUCACCAAGGUCAACAAGGUCCUGAUAGUCAUCAUAAAAGUUAUCACCAUCACCAAGGUCCUGAUAGUCAUCAUAAAAGUCAUCACCAUCACCAAGGUCAACAAGGUCCUGAUAGUCAUCAUAAAAGUCAUCACCAUCACCAAGGUCAACAAGGUCCUGAUAGUCAUAAAAGUCAUCACCAUCAUCAAGGUCCUGAUAGUCAUCAUAAAAGUCAUCACCAUCACCAAGGUCCUGAUAGUCAUCACCAAAGUCAGCACCAUCACCAAGGCCAACAACAUCCAUAUUGUAAUCACCAAGGUCAACAACAUCCCCAUUCGCAUCACCAAGGCCAACAACAUCCAUAUUGUAAUCACUAAGGUCAACAACAUCCCCAUUCGCAUCACCAAGGCCAACAACAUCCCCAUUGUCAUCACCCAGGUCAACAACAUCCCCAUUGUCAUCACCAAGGUCAACAACAUCCCCAUUGUCAUCACCAAGGUCAACAACAUCCCCAUUGUCAUCACCAAAGUCAGCACCAUCCCCAUUGUCAUCACCAAAGUCAGCCCCAUCACCAUUGUCAUCACCAAAGUCAGCCCCAUCCCCAUUGUCAUCACCAAAGUCAGCACCAUCCCCAUUGUCAUCACCAAAGUCAGCCCCAUCCCCAUUGUCAUCACCAAAGUCAGCACCAUCCCCAUUGUCAUCACCAAAGUCAGCACCAUCCCCAUUGUCAUCACCAAAGUCAGCCCCAUCCCCAUUGUCAUCACCAAAGUCAGCACCAUCCCCAUUGUCAUCACCAAAGUCAACAACAUCCCCAUUGUCAUCACCAAAGUCAGCACCAUCCCCAUUGUCAUCACCAAAGUCAACAACAUCCCCAUUGUCAUCACCAAAGUCAGCCCCAUCCCCAUUGUCAUCACCAAAGUCAGCCCCAUCCCCAUUGUCAUCACCAAAGUCAACAACGUCCCCAUUGUCAUCACCAAAGUCAGCACCAUCACCAAGGUCAACAACAUCCCCAUUGUCAUCACCAAAGUCAGCCCCAUCCCCAUUGUCAUCACCAAAGUCAGCACCAUAAUCCCCAUCACCAUCAGCAUCAUCAGGGCAAGAGGGGGUGGGUAUGUCUCUAUUUUUAUCACUGCACUUGGCAGAGGCACGGUCACCAUGAAACUCAAGACUCCAGGACUUGUUGUUCCUUCCAAGCCUGCUGUCAUCACUCCCUCCUCUCCUUGUAUUUUCUCUGUAUGUCACUCCUAAAGA
Molecule: messenger RNA, 1269 nt
Organism: Gadus morhua (Atlantic cod)
Lineage: Eukaryota; Metazoa; Chordata; Actinopteri; Gadiformes; Gadidae
Product: zonadhesin
Exons: 3
Coding region: 1-1266 (421 amino acids)
Source: RefSeq, a predicted model, not a curated record